Meloidogyne enterolobii is the source of this 2130-nucleotide messenger RNA. The record is from the annotation of a GenBank genome assembly. NCBI's taxonomy places the organism in Eukaryota, Metazoa, Nematoda, Chromadorea, Rhabditida, Meloidogynidae.
GCGGGACUUUGCGCAGAAAUCUAUCCCGAAAAAUCCUGUCACGCAAAAGUUUUUAGAAAUGCGUAAUCUACAGGCUAAUAUGUAAUCAAGCAAAAACAACCAAGAGAAUUGAUAAGGAAUUGAUGAAAAUAAAUUUUUAACUAAAUGAUAAUACUCUAAUAGCCCUAAAUUAAACACAACGCCAAAUUAAUAAAUUGGUGCCUAUUUCAAAUUUAACAAUUUUCUUAUUUUUUGUAGAGUUUUUUGAAAUUCUUCGGGCUAGCCCCUUAAUUUUUUUCAGAAAUUUUAUUUAUUUUAUCUUUCAGAGAAUGAGUGUUGUCGGUCCACUACUUAAAAAAUUUCCAAUUGAAGCUCGUCAACAUGAAGCUAUAAAUAAAAUGAAGUUGAAAAAAUCUCCAAAUGCGCGUGUAUUUUCGUUUGAGGAUAUUCAUUUUAAGCCAGGCUGUCGCAAAUUUAUUGCAACAGAACUUCGCGACUUUUAUCUUUGGUAUCGUGAAUGUGCACCUGAGAUGCGUCAUUUUUACGAACUUGUUUUGGAAGACUACCCUUGUCGACUAUAUUUUGACCUGGAAUUUCCUUAUGAUGUUAAUAAAGAAGCUUGUGGGCCUAAAUUGACUGAAGAAUUCUGCAAAGUUGUUUGCCGUUCAUUGCAUUCACUUUUAAAUAUUGACUUGGACCCAAUCAAAAAUUUCCUCAUUUUGGACUCUUCAAGCACUUCAAAGUUCAGUGCCCAUGUUAUUGUGCAUGUUAAGGAAGGAGAAAAUGAAAAACUUUUUCCGAAUAAUGUGGCUUUGAAGACUAUUGUUAUGUUUAUUUGCAGUAAUUUAUUAAAAUCGGAUUGCUGUAUUCUCAACGGACCAAAAGACAGCCCAAUUUUUCUUUGUGACAUUUGUGUUUAUACAAAGAACCGCAAUUUUCGGAUUUUCCAAUCCAGCAAAUGUGGGAAGGAUGCAAUUUUACGAUUAGCGGAUUAUUGUCGUUUUUAUGAAGAAAAUGGCCAACAAUCGCCAAAAAAUGCAAAAAUUUUUCUUGACUCGCUUGUAAUUCCAUUUGGCUACGACAAACUCGAAUUGGUCAAUUUGAGCUCAUUACCAGCCGUUUGUGCACUUAAUGCAACAGUUGAGGCGUUAAGAAGAAGACAUUCUAUGGGAAAGGAGGGAGCAAUUGAACCUUUUAUUAAUGUUGAAAAUUUGGAUGUGGAGAGGGUGGAGGAAGAAGAAAAUGAACAGAAUGUGCAACAACCAUCUACUAGUUUUGCUAGGCCUAGAGUUGCUCAUAGAUUGCUUACACACAGUGGUCUUCCAUCAUCUUCUGAUAAAUUUUAUUCAAAAGUCGUUGAAUUAACUGGUGGUCGUGAUAACGUUCCUUCUCCAUUUCCUUUUAUAGAUGCUUAUAUGCUUCGAGUUUUUCGACGAUUUAAUUCAAGAGCUGAAAUUAGAAUGUGGCGUGUUAUUUGUGUUUAUGUUGACAAUUCUAAAGACGAGAAUAAUCGUGACCCAGCUUCAAAAAAUACUCUUACUGACCCACCCGAACGUCAUUACAAUCUUCAAUACCAGCUUAAUCAUUCAAAAUAUUGUAUGAGCCGUGGAAGAGAACAUCGAAAUCAAAAUGUUUAUUGGGUUAUCGACCUGACAUCUUUUUAUUUUGUCCAGCGCUGUUUUGACAAAAUUGAUUGCCCUAAUUAUGUUUCCCCAGCAUUUGCUUUUCCUAGAGAAAUUUGCAAGAGAUUACAUGCUAGUAUUGGUCCAGUUUUUACAAAAUUGGGAAUUUCUUCAAAAGACUAUACACUUCCAGAUUUAGAUGAUUUAUUGGAAAAACGAUAUCCUGCUGUUUCUGAUUCUUUUAAUAAAUCUAUUGAAUGGAGGUUAUUUUUUUUGUAAAAAUUUAGGCUAAGAAGCUAGACCGUAGGACAAAAAAUUGACUUUUUUUGCCCAAUCCCCUCCCCAAAAUUUUUUCCCAUUUUGAGGGAUGGGGGUUUUAUUUUAAAAUAUUUUUGUUAACCUCCUGAAAAAUUUCUUUUUUUUCUUGGGUCAUUGUUUUUUUGAGACCGUGCUGAACCUUGGAUUUCUCUUGAGUUCCGGUCCAGGCAUCUUUUGGAUUUUCUCCUCGACUACAAGUCCAUAAUCUUCU